This is a messenger RNA of Solanum lycopersicum (tomato), 1250 nucleotides long. RefSeq names its product syntaxin-121. Gene Ontology annotation, cellular component: endomembrane system; SNARE complex; plasma membrane. Gene Ontology annotation, molecular function: SNAP receptor activity; SNARE binding. The record is from RefSeq and is a predicted model, not a curated record. Gene Ontology annotation, biological process: exocytosis; vesicle fusion; intracellular protein transport. Lineage: Eukaryota; Viridiplantae; Streptophyta; Magnoliopsida; Solanales; Solanaceae.
UACCCCCCACCCCCCACCCACCCCACUUCACCCCCUUCAAAACCCCAUCUCAACCAAAAUUUCCAAUCAAAAUCUUCAAAUUUCACAAUGAAUGAUCUAUUCUCAGGAUCAUUUUCUCGUUUCAGAAAUGAAGAACAAUCCCCAAAUCAAGAAUCUGCUGGAAUACAAAUGAGACAACAAACAGGAGGUGUAAAUCUUGACAAAUUCUUCGAAGAUGUAGAAACCAUUAAAGACGAGCUUAAAGAACUCGAAAAGAUUCAUACCCAACUCCACAAUUCACAUGAACAGAGCAAGACUCUGCAUAAUGCUAAAAAUGUCAAAGAUCUCAGAAAAAAGAUGGAUAAUGAUGUUUCGUUAGCUUUGAAAAAGGCGAAGUUCAUCAAAGUUCGUUUAGAAGCAUUAGAUCGAUCGAAUGCUGCUAAUCGAAGUGUACCUGGUUGUGGACCUGGAAGUUCAUCUGAUAGAACAAGAACCUCUGUUGUUAAUGGAUUGAGGAAAAAACUUCAGGAAUCUAUGAAUCAGUUCAAUGAAUUAAGGCAAAGAAUGGCAUCUGAGUAUAGAGAAACUGUUCAAAGAAGGUACUUCACGGUGACAGGAGAAAAUCCAGAUGAAGGUACACUAGAUACUCUAAUAUCGACUGGCCAAAGUGAGACAUUUUUGCAGAAAGCAAUACAGGAGCAAGGAAGAGGACAAGUAAUGGACACAGUUAUGGAGAUUCAAGAGAGGCAUGAAGCUGUGAAGGAAUUAGAGAGAAAUCUGAAAGAAUUGCAUCAAGUUUUCAUGGACAUGGCUGUUUUAGUUGAAAGUCAAGGAGCACAGCUAGAUGACAUUGAAAGUCAAGUUAAUAGAGCCAAUUCAUUUGUCAGAGGUGGUGCUCAGCAGCUUGAGGUAGCAAGAAAACACCAGAAAAGUUCAAGAAAAUGGACUUGUAUUGCCAUUAUUAUUUUGCUCAUUAUUGUCUUGGUGGUGGUUCUUUCUAUUCAACCAUGGAAGAAAUGAGAAUCACUCAAACGUGGGGUUCGAACCAUGGAAUUAGUCACUAAUACUUGCACGUCAAGAUAACAUCCCCUUAGGGUGUCCUGCAUCAACACGAGAUGCUUUGUGCAUCAGAGUAUCUUUCUCUCUUUUUUCAUUUCUCUAUUGUUUGGAGUUCUCUUUGUAAUUAACUUAUUGCUCAAGUAGAAAUGGAGCUGAAGGAGACUGUUUUGUGCUAUUUGCCUUGUUUAUACACAUUUGGGUUUAAAUCUAAU